Molecule: messenger RNA, 2435 nt
Organism: Phragmites australis (common reed)
Lineage: Eukaryota; Viridiplantae; Streptophyta; Magnoliopsida; Poales; Poaceae
Product: beta-hexosaminidase 2-like
Exons: 2
Coding region: 175-1989 (604 amino acids)
Biological process (GO): glycosaminoglycan metabolic process; carbohydrate metabolic process
Cellular component (GO): membrane
Molecular function (GO): beta-N-acetylhexosaminidase activity
Source: RefSeq, a predicted model, not a curated record
UCUAUAUAAGAAUAUAGAGAACCAAUUUUAGAGAGUUGUUAGAUAUGCUCUCAGACCGGGCGCUAACGAACAACCCACGAAAGUCGAAGCCACUGGAUCUGAACUCCUCGUCAAUUCCCCACCAUCCUAGACGCCAAAAUCCCUCAUCCACUGCGAACCUCCUAAACCUCGGCAAUGGCGGCAUCGCCGUAUCUCCUCCUCCUCCUCCUCCUCAUCCAUCCAGCGGCUGCACCUGCUUCCCACGCGCCGCCGCCACGGUCGCCUUCGCCUUCGCCUUCGCCGCCGCCGCCGCCGCCGCCUCAGAAAGUGCAUGUGUGGCCGAAGCCGGUGUCCAUCUCGUGGUCGUCCGCGGUGUACGCGCCGCUCUCCCCGUCGUUCAGCAUCCGCGCCUCGCCGUCGCACCCGUCGCUCCGCCACGCCAUCGCCUACUACAGCCGCCUCAUCCACGCCGAGCGCCACACGCCGCUGGUGCCCCCCGCCAACUACACCCUCGCCCGCGUCUCCAUCCGCCUCCUCGCGCUCUCCGUCUCCGACCCCGGCGUUCCGCUCGGCCCCGGAGUCGAUGAGUCCUACACGCUCUCUGUGCCCCCCAACUCUGCCUCCGCCGACAUCACUGCCGCCACUUCCUGGGGCGCCAUCCGCGGCCUCGAGACCUUCUCCCAGCUCGCCUGGGCCGGCGGCGGCCCCGCCGCGGGCGGCCAGCCGAUCGUCCCCAGCGACAUCGAGAUCUCCGACCACCCCCUCUUCACACACCGCGGCAUCCUCCUCGACACCGCCCGGAACUACUACCCCGUCCGCGACAUCCUCCGCACCAUCCGCGCUAUGGCCUUCAACAAGCUCAACGUCUUCCAUUGGCACAUCACCGACUCCCAGUCCUUCCCCAUCGUCCUCCCCACCGUCCCCAACCUCGCCAACUUCGGCUCCUACUCUCCCGCCAUGCGCUACACCGACCACGACGUCCGCCGCAUCGUCCGCUUUGCCGAGGCCUUCGGCAUCCGCGUCAUCCCCGAGAUCGACAUGCCCGGGCACGCGGGAUCGUGGGCAGGGGCGUACCCGGAGAUCGUGACCUGCGCCAACAAGUUCUGGGCGCCUACCGCGAAGCCGGCGCUGGCGUCGGAGCCCUGCACGGGGCAGCUGAACCCGCUCAACCCCAAGACGUACCGCGUCGCGCACGACGUGCUGCGCGACCUGGCGGCCUUGUUCCCGGACCCCUACCUCCACGCGGGCGCCGACGAGGUGAACACGGCGUGCUGGGAGGACGACCCCGUGGUGCGGCGCUUCCUCGAGGGCGGCGGCACGCACGACCGCCUCCUGGAGUUGUUCGUGAACGCGACGCGGCCGUUCCUGGUGCACGACCUGAACCGCACGGCGGUGUUCUGGGAGGACGUCCUCCUGGGUCCCAAGGUGUCAGUCGGGCACACGGUGUUGCCCCGUGAGACGACCGUGCUGCAGACGUGGAACAACGGGCCGGAGAACACCAAGCGCAUCGUGGACGCGGGGUACCGCGCCAUCGUUUCCUCCGCGUCCUACUACUACCUGGACUGCGGGCACGGCGGGUGGGUGGGCAACGACAGCCGGUACGACAGGCAGGAGAAGGAGCGGGAGGGCACGCCGCUGUUCAACGACCCGGGCGGCACGGGCGGGUCGUGGUGCGCGCCCUUCAAGACGUGGCAGCGCAUCUACGACUAUGACAUCUUGCACGGGCUGACGGAGGAGCAGGCCACGCUGGUGCUGGGCGGGGAGGUGGCGCUGUGGUCGGAGCAGUCUGACGCCGCGGUGCUGGACGGCAGGCUGUGGCCCCGGGCGGCGGCCGCGGCCGAGACGCUCUGGGCCGGGAACAAGGGCUCCAGCGGGAGGAAGCGGUACGCCAACGCCACGGACCGGCUCAACGAGUGGAGGUACCGGAUGGUGGCGCGCGGCAUCCGCGCCGAGCCGCUCCAGCCGCUGUGGUGCCCGCUGCACCCGAGCAUGUGCAACCUGGCUCAGUAGCAACCUAAAAGCCUCUGAUGUGUUAAGCUCGCUGCCUGCAAUGGACUGGAAAUUCACAGCACAAAGUCACACGGAUUCGGACAGAGAUUUGAAACUUGGUGGAAGAGUCAGCAUCUCGAUCUUGGGAUCAAGGUGUUGAACACUGGCCGAAUCAAGAACAGAAUAACCAAUGCCUCAGUGUACCGAAUUUCUCUUUGCUUGAACACUUGCCGAAUCAAUAACAGAAUAACCAAGGCCUCCUCAGUGUACCGAAUUUCUCUUUGCUUUCAUCUUCAUCUUUUGGAGGGAGCCUCUCCUUGUUCGAGGUACGCUCAACAUAGUCGCCGGUGCAUAAUCUCUGGACCAAAAACUUCCCAUGUUCCACGGUGCUGUGAAAACUCAUGGAAGAUCUAAGUCUUCUCUGUGCGUGGCUGCUGAUCUUGAUGCUGGGCAGAUUUUUUUCGGUA